Messenger RNA from Ctenopharyngodon idella (grass carp), 8087 nucleotides. It is a transcript of the gene znf365, whose product is annotated as zinc finger protein 365. The record is from RefSeq and is a predicted model, not a curated record. Gene Ontology annotation, biological process: regulation of double-strand break repair via homologous recombination; regulation of DNA strand resection involved in replication fork processing; regulation of neuron projection development. Bases 221 to 1291 code for a protein of 356 amino acids. Lineage: Eukaryota; Metazoa; Chordata; Actinopteri; Cypriniformes; Xenocyprididae. The transcript is spliced from 6 exons. Gene Ontology annotation, cellular component: centriolar satellite.
CUUGACAACGUCGUUAGUACCCAGAUGACUUCAUACACCUAGAUAUCGUUUUACUGUAUCUCAAUCAGAGAGGGUUACCAGUGGGGUUCGGACUGAAAUAUCAACCAACAGAUAAUCUGAAGGAUCAACAGUUUGAUUAAAGACUCUGGCCAGUAGAUCGCCUGCUUGCAUAAGAAGAUUUGCAUAAAUAUCGCUGUGGCAGUUUUAUGUUAUCUGUGUCAUGCAGCAGAAAGUGUGCACACGCAACACAGCGCUGUUUGUGAAGAACGGUCAGGCGUGUGGAGCCGGGGCCCCUCCUCAACUUCCUUUCCGUUGCCCGCGAUGCGGAGAGCACGAACGUUUCCACAGUCUUUCUUCUCUCAGAGCUCACCUUGAAUACAGCCACCCGUUCCACACUAAACAUGACAUCAGCCUCCUAUCCACAAGGGAUUUCUGUAACACGGACCGUAUGGAAGGCUGCAAAAUCUCCAAUUCCGACAUGCAUAAAGUACGUGAUGCCGGCACCAAUACUAACUCAACUACAAGAGGAGAACACAAACACAUAUUCGCCGCUGACCAAGCUCCAUCCCAGCAGCCCGCUAAUCAAAAGCUCACGGCCCCCGAGAGGAGCCUCAGCGUUGGGGACGCAUCAGCUGGUGCUGGACCCCUCUCGGCUCCAGUGGCGUCAGUGGAGAAGAGGCUGGAGGGGAUGAUGAGGACAGCCAAUAGCAGCAUGGAACGGCGUCUGCUGCGGCUGAGUUCAGAGCUGGCGCAGACGGACACGGCUAUCCUGUGUGAGCGCGCUCACUCGCAUCACCUGGCCCAGGAGAAACAGGAAGUGCUGGAGCGAGAGCGAGCGCUCAGCAGACAGGUAGACACCGCUGUUAUGGUGAUCGCCACACUGAGGCAGCAGCUCAGCAUCUCGGAGCACGAGUUGGAGCAGAGAGAACAGGAAGUUGUUACCAUCCAGAAGUUUCUGGAAGCAGCGGCACAGCAUGAGAUGUGUGGGAAGGUUCGUUUGCGACGGUUCAUUGAGAGCCUCUUGCGGCGGAUUUCCCUGGCCGAGAGACUACUGGAAUAUUAUCAGAGCGCCCCCCACAGGCAUUACUGCACGGCUCACUCUGUGCCUCUGCCAUCAGAGCUCGGUCCACAUAGAAUAACACAAAGCAGGUCUUCAGGAGAGCAUCUUGAGCAAGAUAAAGAGCAGCAGUUACUUGCUCAGUCUGGAUGGGAACUAUCCGAAGGUUCUGCUGGGAGACUGGGUUACGACAGCUGGUCCCAGCGGAGGAGGUCAGAUGGUUAUGAGGUUUAGGGACAGAGGCGGAGCUUAGCAAUGAGUGUACAUGCAAAUAACACUGUUUAAAAUAUUGAAGUGAAUAUAUUGAGUAUAUUAAUAAUUAUACAGUGGGGUCCAAAGGUCUGAGACUACAUUGAAUAUCUGGGAUUCAAAAUCUUUUUUCUUUUAUUAAAAUACACUACCGUUCAAAAGUUUGGGGUAAGAUUUUUUUUUUAAAGAAAUUAAUACUUUUAUUUAUUGCCUGCAGUCUGACUGUAGCCUUAAUGACUGAUUUAUGACUCAUUACGAGAACCAGCUCAGAGUCGGACUCUGGUCACCCUGUAUGUUUGUUUUUGCAUGCAGCCAGCAAGGAUAACCUAAAAGAAAAACAUGUUUUCUUUCUAUUAUUUAGCAGUACAUGAUGUUUUUUUUUAUCUCAUCACAUCCAGUUUCGACUGCUGAUUCAGAAAUGGUGAGAUUUUCAUGCUCUACUGGAGAUUCUCUGGAAAAAAUCAAAUAAUAUCAGUUUACUAAAUACUAAAAAAAAUUGCAUUUCAUGUUAAUUUUUUAAAACAACUGUUAUGCUAAUGAAAUAAUUUGAAAAAAAAAAAAAUCUAAAUGGAAUAAUUUUCACUAGUGACUUUGGACUCCACUGUAUGUAAAUAUAAGUUAUACAAAACUCCAAUAAACAACAGCGAUGUCCGACUACAGAUGGCAGAUUAGUUCUUUGAUACUUAUUUGAUUCUUAAAUGUAAUUAUGGUCCAUUUAAUAAGAUUGGCUCUAGUAUGAACACAUGGUGAAACUGCCCUUUAAUUUAAAUAGAUAUAGCUGUUAUUACAAGUUGCUUACAUAAAGUGGAGAUAUAACCUAAUUAGUAAUGUUACAUGCUUGUUUUCUAACUAAAACUGCUGUUCAGGAAAAUGAAUGUAGUUAUAUUAUCUAAAUGGAGGAUGAUGUUAAAACAAAACCUGUCGCACAGGUCGGAUGUUACGCCACUUUAAGCUUGUAGUUUGUUCACAAACUUUCUCUCAUAGAAAAUGCACUAUUUCAGCAAGAAGCAAAUGUAUGUAGCAAAUAUCUAAAUAAUUUACUUGGGUCUUUUUUUUGAAGGUACUGUUGUGUAUUUUAAAUAGUGGUGCUACAUCUUAAGGGAUGAAAAUAUAUUUCCCUGCUUGUUAGCCAGCCUCAUUAGAAACUUAAAACAGGAGAGAAAAAGGAAACUUUCAAAGAGAAAGUCAACUGAAGUUCUCUUUUGUUUUAAAACAUGCAGCUAUUGAAAGAUGUUUUUAAGUGUUCUUAAAUUUAUUGCCAAGUAGUUUGAUAAAAGAUUUUUUGCCAUUCUGUACAAUUGGAGCAACAGCACUUUGGAUGAACUGUGAAACAAUUCUGUCAAAGAAUGUACUUUGAUUUAAAGGGAUAGUUCACCCAAAAUUAAAAUCCUGUCAUCAUUUACUUGCUCUAAUAAUGUUCAAUGAUAUUUUGAGAAAUGUUUUGGUGUUUCUUUUUUUGUUCAUACAAUGGAAGUCAAUGGUCAUCAAAACCAACAUUCUUUAAAAUAUAUUCAUGUUUCACAGAGGGGAAAAAGCCUAAGGGUUUAUAACAUAAGAGUGAGUAAAUUAUGUUUAUAAGAUUGCAUUUUUUGGGUUUACUAUCCCAUUAUGUAAUUAUAAUUACACUAAUUAAGUCCUAAACUCAAAUUGCAAAUGAAUGUUCCUUAUUCAAAAAGGUUAAGCUCUAUAUGGACAGCUUCUGAGACAAACAUGUUUGAAUUGUCCCUCAGUUUUUAAAAACAGAAAUUUUGUUACAAUUUUUUACAAGCUAAGGGAUAAGUCACAAUUAAUUUUGUGAUAUUUGUGGCACGUUACAGAUGCCAUAAAGCUUAAAGGGGUCAUGACAUGGAUUUUUUUUAUUAUUAUUAUUUUAAUAUGUUCCUUGAGGUUCACUUACAAUGUUAAUAAAGUUUUUUUGCAUAAAAAACAAAUAUAUUAUUUAUAUAUGAUUAUUUUCAACCUUCAUUCUGACCCUCUGCCAGAAAUGAUCUAUUUUUAGGGGGCGACUCCUAAAACAGCCACUGUAAUGAUUGGCUAACGUCAUUGCAUAGGAAACAGUAUCAACAACCACUCGCUAUUGUACGUGCGUAAGUGUUUUUAAAACAUUAUCCAUAUUAAACCAUCGUUUACAGACAAAGCAUUAUGAAAUCAUUUACUUGCGGUUUGUGAUGUAGCAGCUGUCAGAUUCAAUACAGUUGACUGCUUCAUCUGUCAACAAAAGUUUCUUUGCGAACUCUCCAUUACACUGUGCCUCGUUUACAAGACAAAAUGCUCCAAACAAACAUGUAAUCCUCCAACGCAAUACGGGACGCCAUUAAAAUAAACUAUCCACUUGUUUCCGACACUGGGAUCCUUUUGAAGUCUUACAGAGACGCAAACGAGCUGUUUAAACUGGACGUGUCAAAGAGAAUGUUCUUACACACAACUGUAUACUGUAUCCAGUGUAGACAGCAUCAGUGAUUAUAAUGGGUUUGGGUUCUAUUUACUUUUGACACAACGCAACAUUCACAUCCGGUGUAGGUACAUGUCAGUUAUUAAGCAUCUGAAUGCCAGUGGGCGGGGCCUAUGGUGCGAUGAUGUAAAACUAUUCGUCGAUGUUUUGCUCUGGAGGCAGUCAUAUGCAAAUAUAUUUGCUCAUGUGACGUCACAAAUCCCACAAUAUCAAAAUGAGCUUGAUUAAAUAAAUGCUUUUAUUAUAAUGAGGAGGACAUUUUAAUCUAUGAAACUUGCAGGAUGUUUUAAUGGCACAAAGACCUCGUAUAUGUCAAAAGAUCAAGGCAAAUUUGAUUUCUCAAGUCAUGACCCUUUUAACUUGUUCAAAGAGCUUAAAAUGGAACAUUUUAUUAAAUAAUUACCAGUCAGUAAAGAAAGAUCAUUCUUGGCUCUGUACAACUUGAGCAGUAGCACUUAUUCUCAUCUUUGGCAGAGUUGUGAAACAAUUCACUGAAUAGUAGUAUUGCUACUUUAAGUAAUUACCAAAGUCCUGACGUCAUUGUUAUAUUAAUAUACAAGAAAUACUGACAUACAGUAUGACAUUUGAAAUAUAAUUUUAUGUAUGAUGAGGGUAGUGUCUAUAAAACCAAAAGAUUUGAGGAACAGGGUAAUUCUUUUGGUAGGGUUGUUUAUAGAUUGUAGGGGUCGAUGCAUGACCCCUACGUGCACGUAUUUGGGUAGACCCUUCAUUUGACUUUGACUUCACAGAACUUUGACUUCACAGUAUUCAAAAUUGACAAUGUUUAGUAAAUAUUAGUAUGUAGUGUGUCAGAUGCAGGGUAGAUCUUACCCACAGCACCUUAGUCUUCAUAUGAAACCAGUCUGUUUUGGGGGGGAAAAGCCAAAUGAGGGCAUUUGCUAACAUUUCAGCUCAGGCUACUUGUUCUGUUCAGUUUAAGCUCUGAUGUUUUUCCUAUGUUGUUGUACCAGCUGCAUGUGACCAGCUAAAUAGGACCUCUCAGCUUCAUGUGUGAGACCUUUACCUUAUAAAUAUAUAUUAAAAAAAAAAAAAAAAUGGCACUUGGAUAUUGAGUUCAGAAGAUGAAAGUAUAAAAAAAGCUUCUUGUUUUAAAGGUGCACUAUGUAAUAUUGACAGCUAGCGGUUGAACUGGAUACUGCAGUCCAAAUUCAAAAUAUUGGAGAGAGUUGUUUCCCCCGCUCCCGGGUUGUCAGAUUGAGGAUACGCAACAAAAACGAGUGUAAUUGUCAAUGGAAAGUAAUGAGUCGUACAGUAUAACUUGAUUAGAUAAUGUAUAUGUUUGAAAUGUUCUUAUUGCCAAGUCUUUUUAGGUUGGGUAGAAAUUGCGAUCUCUGACCCAGUUUGUUUGAUGGCUUCUAUCGCUGUGUUUUCCACCACUUGGCAACCCGGGGUGUCAAAAUACUACUGGGUAAAUCACGCAGACCAGAACAAAAACAGACAUUCCGACACUGAACGCACAUUUCAAUGUAGAAAAACCGGCUGUAGCAUUGUUUUUCUGAGAAACAAGUAUGUAAACUUAUGUUUCCUACAUCUUUGCAAAAAUAUUAUGAUAUUUUUAUACUUUAGCUCUGUCAAACAAAUUACAUAGAGCACCUUUAACCUCUCUUUGUGAUGUUUUGUUCAGUGGUGGCAAUGUCAUCCACUCCAUUGUUUGCUCAGUUCUGACACUGUGAUUAUCUUAUUUUGUCUUUUGUGGUUCCUUCGAGUUUUUGUAUCACUUGAAAUGUUGUGUUUACUUAGAAGGAGAUCUGAAAUACUGUAGUGCUGUUGUUUGAGCAUGAGGUAGUUCACAUCCAUCAGUAUUUUAUUGUGAGCAUGCUUUAAUGCUUUAUCCAGUGGCUUGUGCAAUAUGUGAAAAUAUUUUCAUGAUGGAGGAAAAGAAAUGGUAUACUGUACAGAAGAAAUUUGGAGGACACUAGGGUCGAACAAGACAAAGUAGGGCUCAACCAAAUUCACUUUUGUUUAUUUAUUUAUUCUUAUUUUUUAUGUUCCCAGUUAUCUGCAUUAUAAAUGUGAUCUGAGACAGUGUUCCGACAAUGUAUUUUAUUGUCUCAUUAUUAGUCCCAAGUAAUAUUAUGGAUACCGAGCACAAUGUCCACAACACUGGUUCAAACCAUCAUUUUUAAGAAUUGACAAUAUUUUUGCACUGACUGAAUACAUAAAUAUGGAUGAUGCUAAAAAUAAGAUUAGUAUAGUAAAGUAUAUCAGUUUCGAAUUUCACAAUAUACAGUAUGGGUGGCCAUAUCAAAUUCAGUCAGUGGCCUUUUAUUUAAUAUCAGUUUGAUUAGUUUUGAGUUAUUCAGCUAUUCUACAUUAAAAUAUAUGAUACUUCAAUCAUAUGUAUAAGCAGAUGCCACAUUCGAUCGCUCCAGACACGUCAACCCGUCCGCCAUUUUGGAACAGUCAACAUUUCAGAUGUUGUCAUCACUCACAGUAAAAAUCAAUGAGUUUUCCAAGAUGCCACAAGUAUACAUACAGUGCACAGCAUAAAUGGCCCCUGAAAUAAUCAGGCCUUCAUUUUAAGCUUUCAUUUAGUGAUGAGGGAUUUUUUUGCUAGACAAAGAGCAGCAGAAAUACCAAGCAAGUGUCUCAGAGCCAGCAAAAGCUAUGAAAAGAGUGACUGUUUAUCUCACAGAGUAAGAUGCAGCCUGCAGAAAUGACAAGCAUGGUUGUUGUUCUCACUGGAACUACCUACUGUAGCCAAAGCACAAUAAAGUCAGUUAGCCAUUUCCAAAGCCCAUAUUUACAAAAUAUAGAUUCUGGGAAUCAAUACUCUGGCCUCAUGAUACCAAAUCAAUCAUUUUGGAUCUAACAGCAUCCAAAAUGUUAUGGUGUUGCUAGAGGAGGAGUACAGUGAGAAGUGCCUGGUUCCCACAGUAAAGUUCAGUGGUAGUAAAGCUCUUAUAUAGGGAUGUAUGAGUGCUGAAGGGAGUUGUGCUUUAUCAAUGCUGUCAUGAAUUCCCACACCACUGUGUAAUUUAAUACACAAACUUGAAACAGAAGAUGUUACCCUUUCCUCAUUCCCUGCAUUGUUGGGUAUUUUUUCAACAUGACAAUGAGGAUAUGCAUUCUCCCAAGGUGAAAAACCUUCUGUGGACAUGUAUUGCACUCAGUCUUAACACUCUUGAGCGCCUGUGGGGGAUUCUGUAGAGACGAGUUGAGCAACACUCCCCAUUAAAGAUCAGGGCAUUUAAGGAGCUCAUCAUCCAGGAGUUAAACAGGACAGAUGUGACAAUUUGUCAUGAACUUGUACACUCCGUGCCAAGAAGGGUCAGAGCAGUAUAUUCAAAAUUAUGGAGGGCAUACUAAGUACUAGAAUAUUAUACUUUUGUUGAAUUAAAUCUAGGGUGUACUCAUUUCUGCAAUCCUUAAUUUAAACAAAAUUGGCUAAUUUACUUAUUUUAUGGCUAUUAAUGACAUAUAUUUCUCAGUUUUUAUGAUGUAUAUGUUUAAUACAUUUUAGUUUUGCCAUCUUUCCAUGAAUUGUAUUACUGAUCAUAAAGAAAAUACAUCUUUUGUAUUUGUUCAGAGGGAGUGUACUCAUUUAUGCUGUGCACUGUAUAUGAUAACCCAUAUUUUUUAGCAUUGUAGAAUUAUCUAACAUUAAUGAUAAACUAAAUCCUAUGAAAAUCAUCUGCUGAAGUCUAUUUCAUAUAUAGAUAUUUAUACAUGCGUAUGGUUGCAGACGCACAGUCAACUUGCUUGUUUAUGGACCGCCUUUGACUGUUCUAAUAUGGCGGACGGCUUAUUUAUAGCUGCCCAUAGAAACUGCCGCUAAUGAGGCAUCUAUGUAUAUAUAUUCAUAUCAGCCUUUAGGCAUUACAUAAAAAUAAUUAUCAGCCGUUGUUUCACCAAAAAAAGUAUAACGAUGCAUCCCUAAUAUUAAUACCAGUGUGAUUUUUUUUUUCUGUGAAUUAGGUUGGACCCUAGAAGUGUAGGUAUGCCAUUAAAGAUGACAAUCAGAAGUAGAACAAAGCUAAAUAGCUUAAACGUUUUGUUGUUUCUUGAUAAAAAUGAGUAUAAUUUGAGCUAACGUUUUAAUGUUGUGCCCUGUUUUUUGUUAAAAAAAAAAAGAUUGAAUUUGUUUUCUUUAGACUUAUCUUAAUGUUUGUGCCUUUCUCUUGGAACAUUGUCGUCUGUAUUACACAUGUGAUACUGUGAGAUUUGAAGUCUCAUGCUAUCCUUGCUGCUGUACGUGAAUAAUAAAUGUGAUUAGAAUUGAUAAUUAAAGAUUGAUUUGUUAAUGCUAUGCCUGUUAUCCAUCUCUUGUGGCAACUGCAGCAUUAUUAAAAUCGGAAUGGUCAUUCA